AUGUCGGACAAACAGAGCAGCCAAGCGUCGCAGAGGAAACCGAGCGCCAACGAGAACAUCAAGAAGCAGUGGGUGACGGACAUUGAGGACAAGCGGGUGGGUGAACCCAGUGGUUGGGCUCCUUCCACACUGGGGGGACCGACUGAGGACCCCAGGAAGACGUGGGUCCUCAAGACACCUCCUGCCGCUCAAAUACAACCAACAGAGUUGUCUCAAAUGAAUGCACCUAUUUCUGGAGAGGCUGAAAAGACAUCAGCUCCUCAGAAGAAGAUCGAGGAGCCACCUGUUACCCCUGCAAUCAAGACGAAGCAGGUGGUGAAGACGGUGACCAGCAGCUUUCAGGAGAAAGGUCCAGGCGUCGGGCUCCUGACCCAGAAGAUCACGAGAGAGGCUCUGCCAUCGGCCGAGGAGAUCGACAGGCUGUUGGCGAAGAAAAGCUCGCCCACGCUCCGCUGGAAGUGCUCCAACAUGGUGUCGUCACUGACCAAAAGCUGGAAGAAGGUGGAGAAAGAGCAGAAGUUCGGAGAAGAAAGAGCAAAAGCAGGAAAGUCACAGACCGUUGGUUUAGAUAAAGAGGAGAGUGGACAUCCUGAGGAAGGAGAUGAUGCUCAAACACACAGGGGAAACAUUUUGAAAGAAUCAGAGGAAAGAGAUGGUGAAGGAGACUUUGAGUCCUCGGUGAGGAUCAAAAGACCUUCAGUCCGAAAGUACAAAAACGAAGCUGAGGACGCCAACAAGAUCACUGCGCACUCCAAGAAAUACAGCACCGUGGGAAACCUCAAGAGCCGCUGGCAGAACUGGGCCUCUGACCACACGGUGACCCAGAGACUAAACCCCUUCAGCGAGAACUUUGACCACGACUACUCCAUGUCUCUCCGCCUCCAGAAGGGCGAGGAGGGUUACGGACGCCCAAAGGAAGGAACCAAAACAGCCGAGCGCGCCAAACGAGCCGAGCAGCACAUCCACCGCGAGAUCGCUGACAUGUGCUUCGUGAUCAGGACGAUGGCCGACCCGGAUGCGGACGGAAAGACCCGCAUCACGUUCGGAGAGCUGUUCGACAGAUACGUGCGGAUCUCCGACAAGGUGGUGGGGAUCCUGAUGAGAGCCAGGAAGCACGGGAAGGUGGCGUUCGAAGGGGAGAUGCUGUGGCAAGGCCAGGAUGAUGGGGUGAUCAUUACGCUGCUGGUGUGA
Molecule: messenger RNA, 1191 nt
Organism: Limanda limanda (common dab)
Lineage: Eukaryota; Metazoa; Chordata; Actinopteri; Pleuronectiformes; Pleuronectidae
Gene: abrab
Product: actin binding Rho activating protein b
Exons: 2
Coding region: 1-1191 (396 amino acids)
Biological process (GO): positive regulation of transcription by RNA polymerase II; positive regulation of Rho protein signal transduction
Cellular component (GO): sarcomere
Molecular function (GO): actin binding
Source: RefSeq, a predicted model, not a curated record